AUGGACAUAUGUACUAGGCUCAUUGAAAAAAUUCACUACUGCGCUUAUCAAUUUCCAGAACAUCUAAACUCUUCGUCUUUUACGGGCUAUGUGAAUCGGAAGGGACGUGUCGGCAAUGCGCAGAUUCACGGUAUUCUUACUACAGAUGUAAUCAACAGGUACGGUAUAAUUUUGGACAGGUGCCAAGAGGACUGUUUCCUCGGCGAAACAUGUGACCGGGGCUUUUGCUGCCCCAUACCACGGCCCCUUAUAGGCCUACAAAGUGAAGCACCACGCAUAAUACCGCAACCUGCUGCACAUGAUAAACCUACCGCUAUGACGGGCAACUCGGACAACAAUGUGGACGAGUUAUGCCCGGAUGGAUCCCCGUGGACGAAACGAUGUCGGCAAGAGGAAGAUUGUGACAUGAACAAGGAAGUAUGUGCUGAGGGAAAGUGUUGCGCAAAAUAUCAUAGUAUGAAACUGUACCUUACUGUAUCUACAGCAUCUCAGCAUCUCAACGAAUAA
Messenger RNA from Cylicostephanus goldi, 507 nucleotides. The record is from the annotation of a GenBank genome assembly. Lineage: Eukaryota; Metazoa; Nematoda; Chromadorea; Rhabditida; Strongylidae.